AUGUCUUUGGACCUGACUCCUCCAUUCCCUUUCCCCGUGUCGGGACCUUUGGACCCGUACGUCAAUUACUUGAAAGGUUACCUUACAAAGCUCGGCCGCUACGACCAAGGUGAUCAAUCUCUAGCCAAAGCCAUCCAAGAAGGUCUCGAUGAAGGUGUCGUGGAGUUGAAGUUCUGGAAUAUCACCAGUGCCGAUAACUUCAUGUAUUACGCCAACUACUUACUCACCAGCUGGAUUCCAAGCGAGACACAUAACAGUCGUUUCAUCUACCAAGUCCUCACCGUCUUCUACUACAUAUUUGACCGACCAGCCCUCUGCGAUCUUCAAACGCAAAUCUCUCCUGACUCGAUUGAGGGUGACAUGCCCAAGAUGACACCACUAUCUGACUGGGUCGUUGGCUACGCUAAGCGGAUGGGGUCAUGGUUGAGCACUUCUGCUUCCAUCACAAAGGACUCGUACCAGACAUUCCUCACCGCCAAGGAAUACAGAAUGAGUGACCCGGGCGACUAUAAGAUCCCAGACCCUCAUUCAGAUACCGGCGGCUUCCAAAGCUUCAACCAAUUUUUCUGUCGUUUCCUCAAAGAACCUCAUUCCAGUGUCCGACCUAUUGAUGAAGACAUAAAUACUGUUGUUUUUCCUGCGGAUUCGACGUUCGACAACGCAUGGCCGAUUGACAACGAUCUUUAUGUGGACAUUCAAGACCCAGAUGCACCUGCAUCAUCCUUGGACCAUGACAAUGUGGUUGAGGUCAAGCUUGUCAAAUGGCCUCUCUCAGCUUUGCUAGCAGGUUCUGCGUUUACAGAGACAUUCAAGGGCGGCACAUGGGCUCACGUCUUUCUCAACACCUUUGACUACCAUCGACAGCACGCUCCAGUGUCCGGGACAGUGCGGGAAGCAUUCCUCGUCGAGGGCUGUGCAUACCUGCAAGUAGAGGCCCAGGUUGGAGAUGACGGCAAGAAAAGGCUACAACCCCGACGAGGCUACACGUCGGCUGUAAAGGCGGGAGAUGCAGUCGCCGCCCAGCCGUCUGCCCCCGAUGGCGCCGGGUACCAAUUUAUUCAACAGCGAGGCUGCAUCGUGAUUGAUACGGCGGGCUUUGCCAACAUCGGUAUGGUUGCGGUCCUCCCCAUGGGCAUGGCUCAAGUCUCUUCCGUAAACCUGUCGGAGGGAUCAAAAGUCGGAAACAUUGUCCGGAAGGGCGAUGAAAUUUCGUGGUUCGAAUUUGGCGGCUCGGACCUAGUUCUGGUGUUUGAGGCACAGGCCCAGGUCGGCGAUUUCCCCCCUACAAAUACAAAGGAACAUCCCAGUCCACAUCACCUGAUGGGAGAAAAACUGUGCACGGUCAAAGCAAAAGCCACAUGA
Messenger RNA from Fonsecaea multimorphosa CBS 102226, 1362 nucleotides. RefSeq lists its product as uncharacterized. The record is from RefSeq and is a predicted model, not a curated record. The transcript has a single exon. Gene Ontology annotation, biological process: phospholipid biosynthetic process. The coding region runs from base 1 to 1362 and encodes 453 amino acids. Gene Ontology annotation, molecular function: phosphatidylserine decarboxylase activity. NCBI's taxonomy places the organism in Eukaryota, Fungi, Ascomycota, Eurotiomycetes, Chaetothyriales, Herpotrichiellaceae.